Molecule: messenger RNA, 2775 nt
Organism: Lasiodiplodia theobromae
Lineage: Eukaryota; Fungi; Ascomycota; Dothideomycetes; Botryosphaeriales; Botryosphaeriaceae
Product: Heat shock protein HSP98
Exons: 1
Coding region: 1-2775 (924 amino acids)
Biological process (GO): cellular response to heat
Cellular component (GO): cytoplasm; cytosol
Molecular function (GO): ATP binding; ATP hydrolysis activity
Source: RefSeq, a predicted model, not a curated record
AUGACUUCUGGCAUGCAAUUCACCGACAGGGCCUCCAAGGCUCUGAACGACGCCCAAGAACUCGCACAACAAUACUCUCACUCGCAACUAUUACCCCUCCAUCUCGCCGUCGCCCUCAUCGACCCGCCGCCGGACAUGUCCAAGGACCAGCAAAAUGGCCCCGGCGACCCCACACCGCUCUUCAAGCAAGUCGUCGAGCGCGCUCACGGCGAUCCUCAGCUGCUGGACAGAGCGCUGAAGAAAGCCCUAGUGCGCUUGCCUAGCCAAGACCCGCCGCCCGACCACAUCUCGCUGUCGCCGUCCUUCUCCAAAGUCCUACAGGCCGCAGGAAAGCUGCAAAAGACCCAGAAGGACAGCUAUGUCGCCGUCGAUCACCUUAUCCAGUCGCUGGUCCAGGAUAGCACCAUCCAAAGAUGUCUCGCCGAGGCCAACAUCCCCAAGCCGGACCUAGUCGACCAGGCAAUCCAGCAGAUCAGAGGCUCGAGGCGCGUCGACUCCAAGACGGCCGAUUCGGAAGAGGAGAACGAGAACCUCAAGAAGUUCACCAUCGACAUGACGUCAAUGGCAAGAGAAGGCAAGAUCGAUCCUGUCAUUGGCCGUGAGGAGGAGAUCAGGCGAGUGAUCCGCAUCCUUUCGAGACGCACCAAGAACAACCCCGUCCUCAUCGGUGAGCCUGGUGUCGGUAAGACGACCGUCGUUGAAGGCCUGGCUCUCCGAAUUGUCAACGCAGAUGUGCCCGCCAAUUUGGCUGCCUGCAAGCUGCUUUCGCUUGACGUCGGCGCUCUGGUUGCCGGCAGCAAGUACCGCGGAGAGUUUGAGGAACGCAUGAAGGGUGUCUUGAAGGAGAUUGAAGACUCUAAAGAAAUGAUCGUGCUCUUCGUCGAUGAGAUCCAUCUGCUCAUGGGCGCUGGAUCCAGCGGCGAGGGUGGAAUGGAUGCCGCAAACCUGCUCAAGCCUAUGCUCGCUAGAGGCCAGCUGCACUGUAUCGGUGCAACCACUCUUGGCGAGUACAGGAAGUACAUUGAGAAGGACCAGGCAUUCGAGCGUCGUUUCCAACAAGUUCUAGUCAAGGAGCCAACCAUUCCCGAGACCGUCUCCAUCCUUCGUGGUCUGAAGGAGAGAUACGAAACUCAUCACGGUGUUACGAUCCUUGAUGGAGCAAUCGUCAGCGCCGCAUCACUUGCUGCGCGCUAUCUCACUCAGCGCCGUCUGCCCGACUCCGCUGUCGACCUUAUUGACGAGGCCGCAGCAGCCGUCCGCGUGACUCGCGAGUCUCAGCCCGAAGCUCUCGACAACUUGGAACGGAAGCUCCGCCAGCUUCAAAUCGAAAUUCACGCCCUCGAACGCGAGAAGGACGAGGCUGCCCAGGCUCGUCUCCGCGAAGCGAAGGCUGAAGCCGCCAACGUUGAGGAGGAGCUGAAGCCGCUGCGCGAGAAGUACGAGAAGGAAAAGGAGCGCGGCAGGGACAUCCAGGAAGCCAAGAUCAAACUCGACCAACUCAAGGUCAAGCGCGCAGAAGCUGAACGUAUCGGCGACCUAUCGACUGCUUCGGAUCUCCAAUACUACGCCAUUCCUGAUGUCGAGCAACGUAUUGCCAGCCUGGAGAAGGCCAAAGCGAAGGCCGACGCUGAGAUGUACAAAUCAGACAAUGACGGGCAGUCUCUGCUCACCGAUGCCGUCGGGCCAGAUCAGAUCCAAGAAAUUGUCGCCCGCUGGACUGGCAUCCCCGUCACCCGUCUCAAGACCACGGAGAAGGAUAAGCUGCUCAACAUGGAGAGGCAUCUCGGCAAAGUCGUCGUCGGCCAGAAGGAGGCCGUCACCUCGGUCGCCAACGCCAUCCGUCUGCAGCGGUCUGGUCUCGCCAAUCCGAACCAGCCGCCCAGCUUCCUCUUCUGCGGUCCUUCCGGUACCGGUAAGACGCUGCUCACCAAGGCCCUCGCCGAAUUCCUCUUCGAUGACCCGAAGGCCAUGAUCCGCUUCGAUAUGUCCGAGUACCAGGAGCGGCACUCGCUGUCGCGUAUGAUCGGCGCACCGCCCGGCUACGUCGGUCACGAUGCAGGCGGCCAGCUGACCGAGGCACUCCGGCGCCGGCCCUUCUCCAUCCUGCUCUUCGACGAGGUCGAGAAGGCGGCCAAGGAAGUCCUGACGGUGCUCCUUCAGCUCAUGGACGACGGCCGCAUCACCGACGGCCAAGGCCGCAUCGUCGACGCGCGCAACUGCAUCGUCGUCAUGACAUCCAACCUGGGCGCCGAGUACCUCGCCCGGCCCAACGCGCCCGACGGCCGCAUCGACCCGACCACCAAGGAAAUGGUCAUGGGCGCGCUGCGCAACUACUUCCUGCCCGAGUUCCUCAACCGCAUCAGCUCGCUCGUCAUCUUCAACCGCCUCACCAAGCGCGAGAUCCGCAAGAUCGUUGACCUGCGCGUCUCCGAGGUGCAGAAGCGCCUGGCCCAGAACGGCCGCAACGUCAACAUCGACAUGUCGAUGGAAGUACGCGACUACCUGGGCUCCGCCGGCUACAGUCCGGCCUACGGCGCCCGCCCGCUCGCCCGCCUCAUCGAGAAGGAGGUCCUCAACCGCCUCGCCGUGCUCAUCCUGCGCGGCGCCAUCCGUGACGGCGAGACGGCCAGGGUCGUCCUCGAGAACGGACACGUCCAGGUCCUGCCCAACCACACCGACAGCGAGGGCUCGGAAGACGAGGACAUGUACGACGAUGACGAUGCGAUCGAGGAGUUGGAGGACGCUGACGGCGGAAUGGACCUGUACGAUGAUUGA